AAAAUGAGGGAGGAGAAGAGGGGAAAUCUGCUUGGCAAAACCAUGUGCCAAUCACAGGAACGCAGGAGAAAGCCACACUUAUCAAACACUGAAUGAUGCCCUGCAGGUUUGGUGCCAAAAGAGUGCUAAGGCGAGAGAUGCAUGGGAGGUCCUCCGGAUGAGUCAGGGUGGGACUUCAUCGGACAGGGGCAGAGCCAGGCAACUCUCCUGCUGCCUCUGUCCUUGGAUUGUGCCAUAUGGAGCAGAGGGAAGCGCAAAGGGAAAGAAAAAAGACAACAUGCAACAGGAGAGGAAUCCAGGUAACAGGUGACAGACCGGCUGCACAUGCUGGUGUUGCAGAGGAAUUCCAAGACUUUUUCCUGGGUGCUUGGAGAGCACAACAGAACAAGGGGAUAUACAAUACCUUUUAUGAUUUUAAAUAUUGAUCAAGGUGAGCAACAUCCGUAGUUCAUUCCAGGAUGUCUUGUGGCAAUGGUGGAACUGGUGGGCAUCCAAUGUAUAACCUUUGCAGUAAAAUUCAACGUUCAGACUCCCAAGUAGGAAACCUGAAUGGGCACAGGAAGUCCACAGCCUUGUUGGACGUACAAACAAAGUUAAGCAAUAUGCAGUACUCUUCUGUGGCACUGGAUCCUGAUUUUUUGGUGACAAAUGAAUCAAAAAUGGCAUCAAACUCUGAAGAAGACAAUUCUCAGGAUCCUGCAUUUCAGAUAAACAAUGAAUCUAUGACAGGAAAUGAGAUACGCCGGGUCUACGCUGCGAAGUGCUUUUAUGGACCAUACCUUACCAAAACUAGUAUGCAAGGAGAUGUAUAUAACUUUCUGGAACGGCCCAGUGGGUGGAAAUGUUUCAUAUACCACUUUGCAGUAUUUCUGUUGGUGCUCGUUUGCUUAAUUUUUAGUGUUCUGUCCACUAUAGAACAUUAUGCAGAAUUUGCCACUGGGACACUUUUUUGGAUGGAAAUUGUCUUGGUGGUGUUUUUUGGUGCUGAAUAUGUGGUGAGGCUCUGGUCUGCAGGUUGCAGAAGCAAAUAUGUUGGCAUUAAAGGAAGAAUACGUUUUGCUAGGAAACCUAUAUCAAUAAUAGAUCUCAUUGUUGUCAUAGCUUCAGUUAUUGUUCUAAGUGUAGGAUCAAAUGGACAAGUGUUUGCUACAUCUGCAAUAAGGGGAAUCCGGUUUCUCCAGAUACUUCGCAUGCUUCAUGUAGACCGACAAGGUGGGACCUGGAGACUCUUAGGAUCUGUUGUAUUCAUACAUCGUCAGGAACUAAUAACUACAUUGUAUAUUGGAUUUUUGGGACUGAUCUUCUCAUCGUAUUUUGUAUACCUUGCGGAGAAGGAUGCAGUAGAUGAGGACGGACAAACAGGGUUCUCCAGCUAUGCUGAUGCCCUUUGGUGGGGUGUGGUGACAGUCACAACUAUUGGGUAUGGUGACAAGGUGCCACAGACGUGGAUUGGCAAAACGAUAGCAUCCUGUUUCUCUGUGUUUGCAAUAUCUUUCUUUGCUCUUCCAGCAGGGAUCCUGGGUUCUGGCUUUGCACUUAAAGUACAGCAGAAACAACGUCAAAAACAUUUCAACAGGCAAAUACCUGCAGCAGCAUCUCUAAUUCAGACUUUGUGGAGAUGUUAUGCUGCAGAGAAAUCAUACAGUUCCACAGCUACAUGGAAAAUCUAUAUCACAGCUCAAAACACAAAGAAAACAGCAUCAUCAUCUAGCCCACUUCUUCGAAAACCGAGCAGCAGAAGAUACAAGAGAAAGGGAAAGCCAGGGCGUGAUAAUGGUUCUACACCUAUAAUGAAUACCGGAGAGACAGCUUUGUCCAUCCCACAAAUUACUUAUGAACACAUUGAUGAUCGAGAAGACAAGAAAGAGCUGAGCUUUUAUCUUGAUGAACCUGGAGGUCUUACAAGGAUGUUCAAGCAAACAGGCCGACAGCUUUCUUGGUCAUCUCUAUCUAUCUGUGCUGCAACCUGUCCUGCUUCACCUGCUUCACCAGUAAAAAAACGUUUGGAAGGGAACAGCAAUGAAAUGUCCAGGGCCAACAGUUUCACAGAAGACAUGGAUCUCAUCUCUGAAGAGGCAGCUCUGCCUGCUGUGUCAGAUGUGUCGCAGCUAACAGAAGCCCAUCGAACAGCUGUCAAAGUUGUAAGAAGAAUGCAGUAUUUUGUAGCCCGAAGGAAAUUUCAGCAAGCUCGGAAGCCUUAUGACGUGCGGGAUGUGAUUGAACAGUAUUCUCAAGGGCACCUCAAUAUGAUGGUUCGGAUCAAAGAACUUCAAAGAAGGUUGGAUCAUUCACUGGGAAAACCUGGCCUCUUUCUUCCAGAAAAGGGGGUAGACAAAGGAUACUACACUGUUGGAGCCAGACUGAUCCGGCUGGAGGAUAAGGUCACUCAGAUCGACCACAAGCUGAAUGACAUCCUGAAUGCUCUUCAGAUUCAAUUUGACAAGCAGUCAUCAGAAUGGGCAUCUCCUUCAACCACUCCAAGAGCCAGGAGGUUACGGUCUUCGUCAGAUUCUCCCCCAAAGAGCCGUAAAAUGUGAAAACGACUGAACAAUAUCGCGUCAGCUUCUCAUUUUAUCCGAUGUAAUUUUAGUUGGUGUUGGGAUCCAAAUUUGCAGCUGAGCAAAGAGACUAAGACAAAGCAAGUCCUCUUCCGCCCUUCCUCUAAAACUGGAUGCUUUUUUCAUCCAUUCCUCAUUUGCAUCAUCAAAUGUAGUAACAUUCAGCAGAACCAGAGACGAGAAACUGGAGUGGGAGCAGCAAGGCUUCCAUCAAACAGAAAGAUUAGUCAACUCAAUAUGUUCAGACGGAUGAUGCUGUACUUGAUUUCUACAAAAAGAGAUCCCAAAACUUUGGUCUUGCCUGGAAACACCCAACAGGGAUACUUUCCUCUUGUUUACCAGCAAUUGGAAGAAACUGUACCAUUUAAUGAGUAAAGAAUAUAUAUUCUGUAGCUUCUCAGCGGCAUUUGCAUCUGCUGAUAUAUAUUACAAGGUUGACCCUUGGCACUGAAAAUAGAUGAGCAAUACUUGACAGAAACAAAGCUUCGAGUGCACAAGUCUUCUUUCAGGAGGUACACUGGGUACAAUUAUUAAGUAAGGGAGUGUCAUAUAGAAGUAAGAUUUUGCUCAGUUACUAGUUAAUGGCAAGUUUUGAUUGUUCUGACUUGGAAAGUUUGCUUGUUGGUUUAUGUAUGUAUUUAUUUAAGUUCAGAAUUCAUACCUAACAGAGUAGAGGCAGCAGGUGUGUGAAUCCCGCUUUACCCUUUGCUGAAACAGUCACUUCACAUACUUUUUAGUUUCAAGACACUUUUCUGUCUCCGCACAAUUAAUAUUCACCUUUUUUUUUUCUUGGCCAAUAUAAGAAAUGUGCCUGUUGCCCAAGGAGAAGAAGUGGGUAACAUCCAUAAAUUCAUUUUAGUAUUUGGAUUGGAUAGAUUAUUGACAGUCCAGUCACCCUCUGUCUAAAUUAAGCAAAAU
Molecule: messenger RNA, 3476 nt
Organism: Anolis sagrei ordinatus
Lineage: Eukaryota; Metazoa; Chordata; Lepidosauria; Squamata; Anolidae
Product: potassium voltage-gated channel subfamily KQT member 1-like
Biological process (GO): potassium ion transmembrane transport
Cellular component (GO): membrane; voltage-gated potassium channel complex
Molecular function (GO): voltage-gated potassium channel activity
Source: RefSeq, a predicted model, not a curated record